Cynara cardunculus var. scolymus (artichoke) is the source of this 1847-nucleotide messenger RNA. RefSeq names its product probable LRR receptor-like serine/threonine-protein kinase At1g05700. NCBI's taxonomy places the organism in Eukaryota, Viridiplantae, Streptophyta, Magnoliopsida, Asterales, Asteraceae. The transcript is spliced from 8 exons. The coding region runs from base 98 to 1630 and encodes 510 amino acids. The record is from RefSeq and is a predicted model, not a curated record. Gene Ontology annotation, molecular function: protein binding.
GUUUUAUAAAAUAAUUUUUUUUGGUAUUAUUUUGAAAUUAUUUUAUUUAAAGGACCAGAAGCAAUGAGCAUAAACGCCAUUUCUAUUCAUCUCCUUCAUGGCCACUGAUUUAUGGCUACUAAUUCAUCUCCUCUUUCUGUCUACUAUUUCCGCCUCCGGCGACGGUAACGAAGUGUACUUCGUGAGCAUAGAUUGCGGGGGAUCGAAUAAUUUCACUGAUGAAAACCUUAUCGAAUGGAACGGGGAUGAUAAGUUGAUCUCGCAGGGUGUUUCGCACGAGGUGAAAUCUGAUUACUCGAUAUCUCGUGUUUACGACACAUUGAGGGCUUUCGACAAUGCCCGUAACAAGAAUUGCUAUUCAAUAGAAGCAAAAGAGGGGCAAAAGGUUUUGGUUCGUGUGGUUUUUAACUACGGGAACUACGACGGAAGGAACUCUGCUCCGACGUUUGACCUUCAUUUCGAUGGGAACUUUUGGGUCACUGUCAACACUUCGGAAGCAACAUUGUAUGAAGCUAUUUAUGUUGUGAAAAGGAACGUUAUCGGUGUCUGUGUGGCACGAAAAUUUCCGAACCAGGUUCCGUUUAUAUCGUCUCUUGAAGUCCGUGGCAUCGACCCCGAAGCCUACGACGGUCGCAGUCCGGAUUACGCGUUACUCACCAACUAUAGGAUUGGUUUUGGCCUAUCUGAUGAAACUAUAAUCAGAUUUCCGGAAGACCCGUAUGAUAGAAUAUGGGUUCCCGAGAACAUUGGUAUUGGACUAGUACGUCUUAACGACACAUCUACCAUCGAUGACAAUUCAAUCGAUAAUCCUCCUACACGGGUCAUGAAUGGUGCAAUUGCGACAAUGGACACAGAUCAUUUCAUAACCUUGAGCUUCUCUAUCGUUAAGUACCCCAUUCGUUAUCCAAUGUACAUAAACUGGUAUUUCACUGAAGUCCAAGGGCUCGGGCCUGGAGAAUACCGGUCUUUCGAAAUCUACAAAGACGAUGAUAACAUCUCAGUCCCAACUGUACCGCGUAUCGGUUAUGUGUCUCAAUAUUUCGUCCCGGAUCUCUCCGUCAAUGGCACCAUUAACUUCUCCAUCGUUGCUACCGAUGAUUCCACGCUUCCCCCUCUCAUCAAUGCCAUCGAGAUCUUUUCGAUCAGUGAUGCCCUAACCAAUGGAACCGACGACAACGACGCCGAAGGUUUAGAUUCUCUUAAAAGCGCAUUUGACGUUUUAAAAGAUUGGGGCGGAGACCCGUGUCUUCCCGCACCAUAUUCAUGGGAUUGGAUCGUAUGCAACGAUGAUCCUAGACCUCGUGUAACAUCGCUAAAUCUGAAUGGUUAUAGCCUCUCUGGGCCACUUCCGGACUUUAGGAGCAUGGAUGCUCUUGAAAUAAUAGAUUUACAUAAUAACAGCUUGACUGGAUUUGUACCUGAUUUCCUUGGCGAUAUUUCAAACCUUAAACAACUAAAUUUGGCAGAUAAUCAGUUCAAAGGAUCCAUACCGAGGUCACUAUUAAGAAAUUCCCAGUUAAAUUUAUCAUAUACAGGAAACCUUUUGUUAACGAGUAGCUCAAAUAAAAAGAAAACAUGUAAAUUGUCAGUGAUACUUGCUAUCGCCAUUCCGGUGUUCUUCAUUGUCUAGGCUAUCACGGGCUUUUUGGUCAUUUCUGCUUCAUGCAGGUUAGCUUCCAUAAAUAAAUUGUUCAGAUCGGUGUUGUUAUAAUAAGCUAUUUUUAAUAAGCUCUUGAUUGGUUAGCUUUAUAUAUAUAUGUAUGUAUAUAUAUAUAUACACACACAUGUUCGAGAUAUUUCGAGAGUGAUGAAGCGUUUGUAUCGUCAAUAUUUGUGAAUAUUUGGUU